GUGCGUCCUUUCUUUCCCAGAGGUGAUAUCAUCGCCGUGCGUCCUCUAUUCAGAUAACGCUCGUUCGGGUCCACUCCGUCAUGUUUACCGCUACCGUUUAACACACAGACCUGAGGCUGUUUGUGUUGUGGUUUGAAUGUACUGUGAAUCUAUACGUUGUAGUUGAGGCUAAUUUAUAUAUUUAUUUCAACAUGGAGUCUGGGGAGGCCGGAGAGGAGAAGACGGGCUCGCUGUCCGCGGCGCAGAGGAGAGCAGAGAUCCGGAGGAGAAAGCUGCUGAUGAAUUCAGAGGACAGGAUGAACAGGAUCGUGGGUUUCUCCAAAAACGAGUCUGAAAACAACGCGGGAGCAUCCCGGCGUCCAACAGAACCCCGCUUCCACCUCGAUCUCGACAGGACAGAGACGUGGUCGCCAUCCUCAUCUUCCCCGAGACCAUCUCCCUUCCUGUCGGAGGCUUCGGUACUUGGCAGCCACUCCCGUAGCGCCACCCCGGAGAGGAGGGGCUCGCCUCUGCCAGACCUCGGCGAGCCGCUCAGCAGUACUCUGGAUGACGACCUCGGAGGGAUCCGACAGAGACCCAGGGGGGAGCGGGUGUCAGAUGACCUCAGCGGCUCCCCGCGCCGAGGCCUCCAUAAGUACCUGUCCCGUUUUGACGAUGCCAUGAAACUGCGGGGUCAGCUGGCCAAUGAGAAGCCGGUCCAGGACGGAGGGUCUGACACAGAGGAGUUUGAUCCCUUCAGAGUCUUCAGGCUCAUCGGCAGCAUCCUCCUCGCUAUUUUUGUCAGGGUUUUCGUCUGCAAGUAUCUGUCAAUAUUUGCUCCAUUUCUGACUCUCGAACUGGCCUACAUGGGGUUGUCCAAAUACUUUCCAAAGGUAGAGAAAAAGACCAAGACCACUGUGCUCACUGCUGCCCUGUUGCUCUCCGGCAUCCCCGCUGAGGUCAUCAACCGCUCCAUGGACACCUACAGGAGGAUGGGCGACGUCUUCGCCGACCUCUGCGUUUACUUCUUCACCUUCAUCCUUUCUCAUGAGAUCCUGCUGCUCAUUGGUUCAGAGACUCCCUGAUGGACCAGCAGGACCUCAGUAACCCCGCCCCUCUCCUUGUUGUCCCCUCCCUCUGCCUCCCAACACAACAAGGCAUGUUCAUCCGCGUCGGCUGAUGUGGGUUUGUUUUUUGACGGUCUGGAAAUGAAUCCUUGCUGCCUUCAUGAUCAGGUUCGCGCGUCAGCAGGACUUGUGCUCAUUACUUCAGCGCUUCAGGAUUCUACGAAAGCUUCAUGUGACCAGAGAGUCCAGUGUUUGUUACAGAUCUCCAUGUUACUUUUACUCUGGGCAGAAGCUGAGAAACAGAAUGACUGUAUGUGUUUGUGUGUGAAGAAUGUACGGUGGCAUUUAUUGUGCUGGGAGAUAUUCUUUUGUCCGGUCUAAAACAGAAAAUGGUAAAUGUCAUACUGAAGUACGGUUCAUACAACAGUACGGUACUUUAUCAGUUUGACAUUACAUUGGGCAGCCACAGAUUCAAUUUGACUUAUGAUCAGGAAACACUGGAACUCCUCAAGGGCUGGGCGAUGUCUCUGAACUAAAAGAAAUUCCAAUAUGGAUGCAUAUUACAAUAUGGCAAAGGUUAUAGAGAUAUUGCGUUGUGCACAUCUCCAUUAUGAUAUUAAAUAUUCCGACCAGUUUGGCAGCGCUCCAAAAGGUAAAAGUCGAGUCUCGCAGCAUCCAAGUCCGAGUCUCAAGUCUACAGCUGUGGGCAAAUAUAUUACAGAUCACAUAGAAAAUAAUCCAACUGAUGUUCAAUGCAGUGGACUGUCCUCCACAGCAUUACAUCAAAAAAAAAAACUCUUUGCAUAUAAAACAAAAAUGUUAACAACUUGGAUCAUUAGUUAUAAAACUGAACAGCAAACUCAUAUAGUCAGCACACUCACUCACUAAAACCUGUUACAGAGAAAUAGCAUUAGCCACUAUAAGCUAACGGUCACAUCAGACCAAGUAAUAGCUGCAUAACCGCUGAGUGUAUUGAACUGACCAACGAUGUGUUUUAUUUCUUAUGAAUACAGCUUUUUUUAUUUGUAAGAGGAAGAAUGUGAGGUUAAACAUGACACAGCCUUGCUUUAAACAACAGAAUUUUGUAAAAAAGACAACACAAACUGUUCAUAUUUCACUUAAAUCAGACAACGGUUAUCACUCAGCCUUGAGUGCUUCUAAAUACUAAUGAUUUCCAAAGAUAGUGCAUAAGCUGGGCAGGGUGUCAUGUUCUCAGCUAGUGUCUGUCUCUUUUGUGGGGCUGCAGUGAAACCAAAUCUGCCGGUAAAGUGAUGAAAACUGCUAGUAUACAUCUAUAUGAAUGCCUUUUUGUCAUGUGAGUCAGCCCUGCGGUGCAUCAGGCAGGCAGAGUUGGGGGUCAGUGCAUUUCAUCAGUUCACGACAUUCAAGUCCUGGAUCUAAACUUACCCAGUUUAUGAUUUUUGUAAAUAAUCCAGCUCCUGAAUUGACUUAGGUGUAAAUGAACUGACCGCGACCUUGGAGUGAAGAGGUUUAUUGAGGUUCUUGAUCCAUUAUGAUUGACAGCUGAUGAUCAAAUUAAGCAGAGGGCUUAAGACAGAGUAUCAUCAGAACCGACAGAAGCAGGUGGCUCCCUUUUCCCUCAUACAGAUUACCAUCGCCUCUGCUGAUUUUGUUACAACGUCUGCCCACCGAGCUGUAGGCUGCAUUGAGGCUUUGCAAUUGUGUCACAAAUGGCAGCUAUCGAACCACUGGGUGUCAGCAUGGAGGUCCAACAACAAGUUUCCUGUUAACAAAGGAUUCAUUACAGAAGAGGAUUAGGGCCAUUUGAAAAAAAAAAAAAAAAAAAAAAGUGUUCUGAGAUCAGUUUCAAUAUUCUGAAAAUUGGAUUUCUGACUUCAUUCUCAGGAUUUUGCCUUUUUAAGUUUGAAGUGUUUGUUCUUUUGUGAAUUCUGUGGUUACAUUUUUCACAUUUAGCCCUUCUCUCUGCCAUAAGCCACAGCUGCACAAGGACCUCCAACAUGGCUGCACAGUCACCUUUUAAAACUUUCUGUCCAGAACAAGAAGUUCAUGAAGGAAAUGCAGAGACAGCCCGGCAGUCAGCAUUUAUUUUACACAUUAUUGAUCUAAUUUUAGUUGAAACAGCCGUGAGAUCCGUUAAGGUUCCAUCGGAAAGUGCUGACAACUGAAUAUAAAAAUAAAACUGAGAUCAACAGCUUUGAUUGCGGUCUUAUAUCUUGACACAGGGGUGACACAGAAGGCUAGAGAGGGUGAAACUACUCUGGAUAAAUGAAAUAAAUGAGUAUGAAUGGAUUGCAAAUAGUAAAUUUUCUUCAAUCACAUCAAACUCGAUGCUAGUUAAUUUGAGAAUAUAAUACAUGAGGGACAGUUACACACUUGACCCUCCAGCCUUCUGGUUAUUUAAGGAUUAAAACAAUAGUUUGAGUAUUUAAGAACAUUUUUUUGUAGAUUUGUAGUGCAUCAACUGAAAAACUGAACUUUUUCAAUAGAGCAACAGAAGUCAGUUCCUGCUGGCUCUAAUUGGUGUCUUUAAAAACUUGAACUCUCUGUUAAUCGGUGGAUAUGAAUCACGUUUUGUUUGUGUUGUGACAGAUUUCCUCUUAGGCAGUGCUUAAAGUUAUAUUUUCUGUCGUGAUCUGUCAUCCAGUGUUCAGAAAGGGUCCACCUAUAUCACGAACGAGUUUUCCUCCUUCGUUUAAAGUCGUGAAGUAAGAAGAAGCAUUUCGUCCUUGAAUGUGGAGUGUAUAUUUUGCACGGCUAUGAGCUUACAAACGCAGUAAACUUCAUCAUAUAUGUACGUGUAAUGUGUGAUUAAUGGGAAUGUUUUGGGUUUCACUGGAAGGUACUGUCACUGCAGUUCAGUGCGAGGCAGUGGGAGUUUUAUUUUGUUUUCGAGUAAUUCUGGUGACAUGUCCCGCUUUGCUUUGUUCAAGCCUCAUUCAUACAUACUUUAUAUAUAUAAAUACGUAUGUAUACUCUAUUUCUGUGCUGUUAUUUUCUCGCUCCUCCGUUUUAAUUUCAUCCAAAUUAAUUUAUUAAUGUGAAUAUUUUUUUCUCAUGUAAAUGGAUUGGUGUGAUUUAUCCUAAGACUUGUCUGAAUUACUUGAUUGUUUUUUUUUUCGAUAAUGUUUACAGAAUAACUGUUUUUAAUGGCUCUUAUCAUAUCUGAUGUAGUUGAACUUCAGUAACAAAUUUAGUGUUGAAAUGAUGUAAAGAGUCUCUGCUUAAAGACAUACACAGGAAUGAAUUACCGGACAGUUCAUACCAAAUAAAUACUACUUGUGUGACA
Thunnus maccoyii (southern bluefin tuna) is the source of this 4314-nucleotide messenger RNA. RefSeq names its product calcium modulating ligand (gene camlg). Bases 192 to 1064 code for a protein of 290 amino acids. Gene Ontology annotation, biological process: tail-anchored membrane protein insertion into ER membrane. NCBI's taxonomy places the organism in Eukaryota, Metazoa, Chordata, Actinopteri, Scombriformes, Scombridae. The transcript has 4 exons. Gene Ontology annotation, cellular component: GET complex. The record is from RefSeq and is a predicted model, not a curated record.